Messenger RNA from Aspergillus eucalypticola CBS 122712, 2867 nucleotides. RefSeq lists its product as uncharacterized. Gene Ontology annotation, molecular function: terpene synthase activity; magnesium ion binding. Gene Ontology annotation, biological process: diterpenoid biosynthetic process. The transcript is spliced from 5 exons. Lineage: Eukaryota; Fungi; Ascomycota; Eurotiomycetes; Eurotiales; Aspergillaceae. The record is from RefSeq and is a predicted model, not a curated record. Bases 69 to 2867 code for a protein of 932 amino acids.
GAAAAACAGAAAAUAUAGCAUUGACAUCCAAAUUCAAUCCUCCCGAACAUUGUUGUGAAUCCUUUGAGAUGUCGGACAUCGCUUCUACCAGCAUGGCCGUCCGAGCCGAAAGGAUUAUCGCCUGUCUGGCGAAGUCUCUUGAAACACCUUAUCAGGGCUCCAGCUCCAUGACACCCUCGCUCUAUGAUACAGCCUGGGUCUCCAUGGUGGCUAAAGAGGGGAAGUGGUUCUUCCCUGAAUGCUUUCAGGUAGUUCUUGAGAGCCAGUCUCCGGGGGGAGGGUUUGGUGUGAACGAGGGAAUGUCGCCGGCGCCGCCGCAGCAGCUAGAUGGCAUCCUAAACACCAUGGCUGCAGUUUUAGCACUCUGUCGAUACCAGAAGGAUCCAUCUUUCUCGAUCCAGACUGGCGCUCCCAAUCACUUCGCUCCUCUAUCGUGGUCGAAUCUACAAGACCGAAUCGAUCGAGCUCGGGCAUAUCUCGACCAUGCCCUGCAAUGCUGGGAUGUGAGUUCCACCGUGCAGGUGGGUUUCGAGAUCCUUGUGCCCAGUUUGCUGCGCUUAUUGCACGAUGAAGGGCUGCAUUUCGAUUUUCCCGGCCGCGAAGCCCUCAUGGUGCUGCAUCGGCGCAAAAUGGACAAGAUUCAACCUGCGUUAGACCUCCCCUGCCCACCGCAAACCACGCUGCUGCAUUCUCUUGAGGGCUUCAUUGGAAGCGUGGAGUUGGGCAAGAUGGCGCCCUGUCUAACCAAUGGCUCAAUGAUGGGGUCACCCUCCUCGACCGCCGCCUAUCUAAUCCAUAGCCCCAACUGGGAUGAAGAAGCAGAGAACUAUCUCCGCCAUGUCGUGGCGCACAACAAUGGACGUGUGCCUUCUGCCUUUCCCAUUAGUGUCUUUGAGAUUUCGUGGGUUCUAUCAACCCUGCUGAGCUCGGGAUUUGAACCAGAUGUCUUGGGUUUCCAGAACGUUUCUAGUCUGGCAAAUUACCUUGAGACUCGUCUCGCAGAAAAAAAUGGGAUCACCGGCUUUGCUCCCGGAAUGCUUGCCGAUGCAGAUGACACGGCGAAGAGCAUAUAUUCGCUCGAUCUUCUGGGCCGACCCAUUGAUUGUACACCCCUGCUUCAGGCGUUUGAAUGUCCCACCCACUUCAAGACGUACAGUCUUGAGAUCAAUGAGUCUUUCAGUGUUAACUGCAAUGUGAUGAUUGCGCUGCUCGCAUGCCAGGUGCCUUCAAAGCACCUAGCGCAGAUUUCCAAGGCCCUGCGGUUUCUCUGCAGCGCUUGGGAUAAUGGCGAAUGGAGUGAUAAAUGGAAUACUGAGUCCCAAUACACCAUGAUGCUUAUGGCCGAUGCUUUGUCAAGUCUGAUAGAGCGCUGGCAUGACGGCGCUCUAGGAGAUAUGGAUGCAGACUACCUGGCCGAGCACGUUCCACGGGUGACCCUGCAGAUCCUCAUGCGAACGCUCAGUGCGCAGUCAGAUGAGUCUGGUUCAUGGAAGCAAUCAUCAGAGAUCACCGCCUACGGGCUCUUGACUCUCAAUCUCUGGCCAGCUUGCCCCGCACUGCAGCGGACGGUGCCAGAUUCGACCCGUUGGGGCAAGCCGACCACAGGCCUAUGCCAAGUCCCACGGGAAAGAAUCCACCGAUUCUGCCAAUUCUUUGCUCGAUUACCCAUUUUCGAAGGCGAGCCGACAUGGAGAUUGCGAGCUUCUAUUGUCGAAGGGGAUCUGCUCUUCCCGGCGUUGCGGCGGACGGCACUCGAGCUGGCCAUCUUCCCCUUCCCCACUGUGAAUCAAACUGCCAAAUACCUGGAUUAUAUUCCUCUGACGUGGACAACCUCCAAUAAUGCAGCUGGAAAGUUUGGUCUCUCCACCGCCAGGAUGAUAGAAAUGAUGGUUCUUUCUCUGCUCAAUUUCCAGGUGGACAAGUGGUUUGAGGAAACCACGGAGGCAUCGCGCCUCCAAGGCGAUUGGACAGCGCUCAGGUCCGUGAUCAGGGAGAUUUUCACCGAGAAAAAAGAGGAAGAGAAAGAUCAUGUGAAGAAACGCAAGAGGGAACAAGUGUCGCCGCCACCGCCGCAGAAACCAAACCGUCACCCUCGUCACAAGCGCCGGCAAGUGAAAAGUUUCACCGGUUAUAGCACUUCUUCAAUUGCCUUACAGUCCAAUGGCCAUAAGGGGGUCACCAUGGAUGGGGAUCAGGAUAAGAUAGUCACUUUCCUAGCCGAAGUCAAGCGUACGCUCACCCGGUUCGUCCAGGGCGUGCUUCAAAGCCCUGCCGUCUCGUCGGUACCACCCGCACUGGGUCGUCGGGUCCGGCAGGAGCUCUGCACAUUUCUCCUCGCACAUGUCAAGCAGGGGGAGGAUAGCGGUCCGCAGGCGACUAGGAGAACGGCAAUGACCCAGACAUAUCAUGAGUGGGUUCGCACCACAUCAGCGGACCACACCAGCUGCCCUUACUCCUUCGAGUUCUUCCGCUGUCUCGUCGCUUCUGAUACAGGCAAGGAUUGCUUCACGGGUCCUCUUGCCCAGUACCUCUCCCAGGAUGUCUGCCGUCAUCUGGCCACCAUGUGCCGUCAGUAUAAUGAUUAUGGCUCAAUGGGUCGAGACCGCGAGGAGCAUAACCUCAAUAGCAUUGACUUUCUGAUGGUUGGGAAGGAGGAUGACGAGAAGAAAAAACACGCAAAUACAUAUACGGACAAGCGCUUGUUAUUGCUGGAGAUUGCCCAGUAUGAGCGCGAAUGCCUGGAACUGGCAGUGAAGCGGCUGCAGCCCGAGGUCUCCAAAGCCGCAUGGAAUGCAUGGAAAGUUUUUCUUACCGUGACGGAUCUCUAUGGUCAGAUUUAUGUAGCACGAGAUAUCAAUCACAAAUGA